AUGUUUUCAAUCUUAGCUAUUUUAACUUUCAUUUCAUUUGUUUUCGCUAGUGCUCCAGUAUCUACUGAUUCUCCCGAAGGUACUUCUUACGUUGCUACUUUUCCAGAAACUAUAGAUUCUGGAAUUUCUGGAAGUGUUAGAUUUGACGCUGCUAAUAAUGGCUCAGUUAUUGUUUCUGUUAAUUUCACAGGUUUACCGGAUAGAGAACAUGGACCAUUUGCUUAUAGUAUUCAAGAAUAUGAAUUACCUGCUGAUGGUAACUGUUCAAGUACUGGUGACGUUUGGAAUCCAUUUAAUGGAGAUUUAGAUGCUACAAGUUCAACAGAACAACAUUUAUUUGCAAUUGGUGAUUUAUCUGGUAAACAUGGUAAUAUUACAGGUAAUUCAAUUUAUACUGAAUAUUAUGAUAAUUACUUGAGUGUUAGCCGUGGUUCUGAUCUACAAUUUGUUGGUAGACAAUCUGUUGUUUUACAUGGCGCUAAUGGUAUUUUAAGAUGUCAAAAUGUUAGAGUUUGUGAAAGACCAAUGAAUAAUUUAGAACACGGAAAUGAUGCCAACUCAAAUAGAGUUGCUACUUUUGCGAUGGUUUUAUCUGCUAUUUCAAUGUUUUUAUUUUAUUAA
Molecule: messenger RNA, 621 nt
Organism: Insectozyma verbasci
Lineage: Eukaryota; Fungi; Ascomycota; Pichiomycetes; Serinales; Debaryomycetaceae
Source: the annotation of a GenBank genome assembly